Suillus plorans is the source of this 447-nucleotide messenger RNA. RefSeq lists its product as uncharacterized. Bases 1 to 447 code for a protein of 148 amino acids. The record is from RefSeq and is a predicted model, not a curated record. The transcript has 3 exons. Lineage: Eukaryota; Fungi; Basidiomycota; Agaricomycetes; Boletales; Suillaceae.
AUGGCAUGGUGCAGUCCAUGUGCAAAACUAUGCCCAUUAUUCCAGCUUUCUCCGGUCCUUGUGCGCCCCUUUAGAGUCUCAAGUCUCAACUCUCAAGUAUAUGACACUCCAAAUGCCACUUUAAUAAGUUGCACGAUACAACCGUCAAGUGCGCAAUACACGCAGUGUCAACUAGCAGGCCAAUUCAUUAGCACCACACUCGGGUAUGAUGUCUACAAGCACAACACAGACGAGAGCUUGUGUUCCGUCUCUAUUCCAGUUCCUGUUUAUUGUGAGAGAUAUUCCACAGUACAUGCAUUGACACUGAGUUCUUCAAGCUGGUACAAAUAUGACGAGACUAUGCCAAUUGUAACGGCACCUAUGUGCCGAGUCCCUGACCCCAUUUUUGCACGACCCUCAAACCUUUUCCUUAAGUACAUCAACCUGUGUAUAAGACAGACAGGAUGA